AUGGGAAACUGCCUGGUGAUUCAAGACAGGAAGGAGAUCAAGAUCAUGAGCGUCGUGGACGGCGGCGAAGUCCUCAAGAUGCCAUCCCCGGGGAUGCGCAGCUUGAAGGUCCCGACCGAAGCCGCCCUCUGCGAGCCCCUGUCGGCGGCUGCUGCUGCCGGCGUCGACCAUGCUGGCGCCGCCGUCAGGGUGAAGCUGGUGAUCAGCAAGCAGGAGCUCAAGAAGAUGCUCGACAAGGAGGGCAUGUCGCUGGACGACAUGGUGUCUCUCAUGCGCAAGGAGGCGAGUGACCGAGAACAGGAGGAGGAGUUCUGCUGCGGAGGGUGGCGACCCGCGCUGGAGAGCAUACCGGAAGCCAGCGAUCUCUAG
Molecule: messenger RNA, 369 nt
Organism: Miscanthus lutarioriparius
Lineage: Eukaryota; Viridiplantae; Streptophyta; Magnoliopsida; Poales; Poaceae
Source: the annotation of a GenBank genome assembly